Molecule: messenger RNA, 930 nt
Organism: Phaeoacremonium minimum UCRPA7
Lineage: Eukaryota; Fungi; Ascomycota; Sordariomycetes; Togniniales; Togniniaceae
Product: putative oxidoreductase -like protein
Exons: 1
Coding region: 1-930 (309 amino acids)
Molecular function (GO): oxidoreductase activity
Source: RefSeq, a predicted model, not a curated record
AUGAACCUCAAACAACAGGUAGCUAUCGCCGGUGCUACAAGUGGUGUUGGUCUCGCUGUUUUGAAAGAGAUCUUUGAUGCUAAGCUCAGCCCUUUAAUUCUCGUCCGACAAGGCAGUAACAGUGCAAGCCGUCUAAAGGCCAGGAAAGAUAUGAAAGUCAUAGAAGUGGACUACCAAGACAUCCGCGCAUUGGCAAAUACUUUGCGGGGAGUGGACGUCGUGAUCUGUACUGUCGGGAACGCGGGCCUUGACAUGCAAAUUUCUCUGAUUGAUGCUGCUAUUGCCGCAGGUGUCAAAAGAUUCAUCCCGAGUGAGUUUGGGGCAGACCCAGAGCAUCCUAUGAACAGACGACUUCCUUUCUAUUUCCCCAAAUUACGGAUUCUGGAAUAUUUGAAAUUACGAACAGCGGAAAUUUCAAGCUUCUCAUUUACGAGAAUUACAACACACGCGUUCCUGGACUGGGGACUUCAAGAGAGAUUCCUAGCCGACCCGUUUGCGCACAAAAUCACGAUAUAUAACGGUGGAGAUACACGAUUCUCUGUCACUACACUUCCCACUAUUGCAAAGACCGUUAUUGCGAUUAUUCAAAAUCUUGAGGCGACUGAAAACCGCGCGAUUCUGAUCCACGAUGCUGCUAUCACUCAAAAUGAACUCAUCCACUUCGCCAAAAUGGCAGACGGUGUUGAGUGGGACAUCCAACACAAAGAUACCAAGGUCUUGUUGCAAGAGAGCUUCAACGAGCUAAAGAAGCCAAGACCCAACGUCACAAAGGCUAUGACUGGAUUUACUUUCGUCGCUGUGUACGAUGAGGAACAUGAUCCAGAUCUUACAAGCAAGGUAGACAACAAGUUACUGGGUCUGCCAGUUAUGGAUGUGGAGGAUGUAGCCGAGGUUAUCAGAACAUCAAUGAUCAAGCCACACUUAAGGUGA